AAAAAAAAAAAAAAAAAAAAAAAAAAAAAAAAAAAAAAAAAAAAAAAAAAAAAAAAAAAAAAAAAAAAAAAAAAAAAAAAAAAAAAAAAAAAAAAA
Messenger RNA from Centruroides sculpturatus (bark scorpion), 96 nucleotides. Its product is annotated as retinitis pigmentosa 9 protein-like. The annotation marks the transcript as partial. The transcript has 2 exons. The record is from RefSeq and is a predicted model, not a curated record. Lineage: Eukaryota; Metazoa; Arthropoda; Arachnida; Scorpiones; Buthidae.